Molecule: messenger RNA, 2068 nt
Organism: Elaeis guineensis (African oil palm)
Lineage: Eukaryota; Viridiplantae; Streptophyta; Magnoliopsida; Arecales; Arecaceae
Biological process (GO): carbohydrate transport
Cellular component (GO): plasma membrane
Molecular function (GO): symporter activity
Source: RefSeq, a predicted model, not a curated record
CCCCUCAGACGUAACCGCUUUCUUCCUUCUUCUUUUCUUUUCCUCCCCUUGGAGACCUUCGAUCUAUCUCCCUUCCAAUCCAAGUAACCGUGGUUUGGCUUCUCCAUUGUUUGCUCUUCCAUUGCAUGCCACUUUCGGUCACUUGAAGGUGUUUUGAACAUUGAGGACAAUUUUUCAAAAAUCUGAAGUGCCACUUAUCUUUAUACGACAAUGGUUAAUUCAGUUAUCGUCGAGUUAUCAACUGAACUACAAAAUGCUGAGCCUUUGGGAAGAUUAUCUAUACUUUCCUAUGGUGCUGGUCACAUGCUAAAUGACAUCACAUCGGCCUGUUGGUUUACAUAUUUGUUGUUAUUCUUGACAGACAUAGGACUAAGUCCAAGGGACGCAGCCAUUGUUAUGCUAUCUGGCCAAAUUGCUGAUGCCUUUGUCACAGUAUUUGCUGGAGAGCUGAUAGACCGGUUUGGGCAUUUCAAACUAUGGCAUGCUGGAGGAUCGUUUUUGGUUGCCAUUUCUUUUUCAUCCGUUUUUGGUGGCUGCCUUCCCUGCAAAAUCUUGGGGACUAAUUCAUCUACUGUACAAACUAUUGGGUAUAGCACAUUUGCUGCAAUUUUUAAUGUGGGUUGGGCUGCUACCCAAGUUUCACACAUGUCAAUGGUAAAUUGCAUCACAUUGAAUCCAACAAGCAGAGUUGCCCUUGCAAGCUGUCGUAAUGCCUUCACAAUGGUAUCGAAUCUCAGUUUAUAUGCAGUUGCUUUAGCUGUAUUCAGUGUAUAUAAUGCCAAACAAUCUGCGGAUGUUAAGAUUCAGUAUCGCUGGAUUGCGUACUUAUCGAUUUUCAUGGGAUGCUGCUUUGUGGGCAUAUUUCUUAUUGGAACCAAAGAACCAGAGUUGAAGCUUCAAGUCCAGUGUAAAGAUCUUUCUAGGAUUUCAUGGGCCCACUGGUUCAAGAAGGUUUUAUACUAUCAAGUUGCUCUUGUUUAUAUGCUUACUCGACUAGUAACUAAUGUUUCACAGGCACUUCUUGCAUUCUAUGUCAUUGAUGACUUGAAAAUGAAUCAUUCUUCAAAGGCCUUGGUACCUGCCAUUAUCUACAUUUGCAGCUUCAUGGUAUCUGUCAUUCUGCAGGAGAUUCGAUGGACUGGUUGGCGCCUUAAGGCCUUCUUUAUAGGUGGAGCCAUUUUCUGGAUAUUUUCUGGUGCAGGAAUCUUUAUUCUUCCGAGCAACCUCCAGAGUUUCAUGUAUAUUUUGUCAAUUACUAUUGGUGUUGCUAAUGCAUUAAUGACGGUGACAGCAAUUAGCAUGGAAAGUGUCCUUGUUGGGGAAGAUUUGAAUGGUUGUGCUUUUGUUUAUGGAUCACUGAGUUUUCUUGACAAGCUGUCAUGUGGGCUAGCUUUAUAUGUUCUUGAAUCAUAUCAAGGCUUGCCUGAUGCCAUGGACCAUCAUGUGGUGACAGCUGGUCACUAUUCAAUUAUCAGAUGUGGUCUGGGACUCAUUCCUGCAAUUUGCGCACUUCUUUCAGCAAUUAUCACAUAUACCAUGAAGCUUCCUGACCGUUCAAGGCCUUUAGUUGAGCCUCUUCUUGUGUGAUCAUAGGGAUCCUGAAUUUUGAACUUUUCUGUUGCAAUUUGAUUGAAAGAUCAUAUGAUGAGAUCGGCGAUGCUUCGAGGCAUGUUGCAUUGGUCCGGAUUAAAGCAAUUUAACAGUAGUCUCCACACCACCUCAUUCUAAUCUCUUGUAACCCAUGGUCUGCUUCCUUGAACCUUCAUCUUGUAUUAUCAUCAGAACUUUUGCAAAAGAAGUUGCAGCCAAAAGUGCUACAAAAGCAGCUAUGAUGAGGAGACAGCUAAUUUAUAGCCUCAUUUGCUGACAGAUAGGUCUGAGAGAUGAAAUAUUGCAUGUGAAAAUGGUUCUGGAUGGUCUAACUUUGCAAUGGAUAUUUUCAUUUUUUGGUCAUGAAUUAUGUCAAACAACUUUGCUGUCCUUUAUUUUUGGAUAGCCACGUACAUUGUAAUACAAGCACUUACACAUGAUUUGCAGUGAUAAAGUAAAAAGACUUUUCUUUUUGUAU